GCCCAGAGGGGGCGGGGCAGGGAAGGGAAAGAGGGGAUGGUUCUGGGGUCCCAUAACUGAGUGGAGCAGGCGACGGUGCUGUAGCUGGUGGAAGGAAGUCCUGGAGGCCAUGGACAGUCAGCCACUGGGAUCACCGAGAUGAGCAGCAGCUGCUCAGGGCUGAGCAGGGUCCUCGUGGCCGUGGCUACAGCCCUGGUGUCUGCCUCCUCCCCUUGCCUCCAGGCCUGGGGCCCCCCAGGGGUCCAGUAUGGGCAACCUGGCAGGUCCGUGAUGCUGUGUUGCCCUGGAGUGACUGCUGGGACCCCGGUGUUCUGGUUUCGGGACGGGGAGCCAAGGCUGCUCCAGGGACCCGACUCUGGGCUAGGGAACGAACUGGUCCUGGCCCAGGUAGACAGCACUGACGAGGGCACAUACACCUGCCGGACCCUGGAUGGUGCACUUGUGGGCACGGUGACCCUGCAGCUGGGCUACCCCCCAGCCCGCCCUGUUGUUUCCUGCCGAGCAGCUGACUAUGAGAACUUCUCCUGCACUUGGAGUUCCAGCCAGGUCAGCGGUUUACCCACCCGCUACCUCACCUCCUACAGGAAGAAGAUGGUGCCAGGAGCUGAUGGUCAGAGGAUGAGUCCAUCCACAGGGCCUUGGCCAUGUCCCCAGGACCCCCUAGGGACUGCCCGCUGUGUAGUCCAUGGGGCAGAGUUCUGGAGCCAGUACCGGAUUAAUGUGACUGAGGUGAACCCACUGGGUGCCAGCACACGCCUGCUGGAUGUAAGCUUGCAGAGCAUCUUGCGUCCUGACCCACCCCAGGGGCUGAGGGUGGAGUCGGUAACCGGUUACCCCCGUCGCCUGCGUGCCAGCUGGACAUACCCCGCCUCUUGGCCCCGCCAGCCCCACUUCCUGCUCAAGUUCCGGCUGCAGUACCGCCCAGCACAGCAUCCUGCCUGGUCCACGGUAGAGCCAGCUGGAUUGGAGGAGGUGAUCACCGAUGCUGUGGCUGGGCUGCCCCAUGCCGUGCGAGUUAGUGCCCGGGACUUUCUGGACGCUGGCACCUGGAGCGCCUGGAGCCCUGAGGCCUGGGGAACUCCGAGCACUGGGCCCCUACUGAAGGACAUACCAGCUGGGGGCCAGUUACACAAGCAGCUGGAGGCAGAGCCUCAGGCGGACAGCCCCACUCCUCCAAGGCCCUCCCUCCAGCCAGACCCGCAACCACUUGAUCACAGGGACCCCCUGGAGCAGGUGGCUGUACUGGCAUCUUUGGGAAUCUUCUCUUUCCUGGGACUGGUGGCUGGGGCCCUGGCACUGGGGCUCUGGGAGACAGCUGCCUUUUUAUGCCCCAGGCUGAGACUGAGACGGGGCGGGAAGGAUGGACCCCAAAAGUCUGGGUUCUUGGCUCCAAUGAUUCCAGUGGACAAGCUUCCAGGAACUCCAAAUUUGUAGAGUACCCAGAGGACCCUGAUUCCACCUAUAACUCUGUCUUGCUGGUGUGGAUGAUGGACAGAUAGUACCCAGGCAGGACAGUAGAUCCCUAUGGAUGGGAGUCUAAGCUGGAAGUUCUGUUUGGAGCACAUUUUUGUGAGACCCUGCAUUCCAAACUUGCCAGCUGAAAGGUGCCUGGAUCUCUGAUCUCAUCCUGGAGCUGGAGGUCUGCCUGAAGAACGUAUAUAGAUGUGUAUGUCUGUGUCCAUGUGUGACCAUGUGUAUAUGAGGUAGGAAACAUGUUUUCUGCAUGUAUGUAUGUAUGUAUGUAUAUAGGUGCCUGGGGAGUGUGUGUGUGGGAGUCCUUGGCUCUUGGCCUUGCCUUUGUGGGGCUUGUGGAGGUGCAAAUAAAGAGAAUGAGGAAAUUCUUAGA
Molecule: messenger RNA, 1846 nt
Organism: Galeopterus variegatus (Sunda flying lemur)
Lineage: Eukaryota; Metazoa; Chordata; Mammalia; Dermoptera; Cynocephalidae
Product: interleukin-11 receptor subunit alpha-like
Exons: 14
Coding region: 139-1434 (431 amino acids)
Cellular component (GO): membrane
Molecular function (GO): cytokine receptor activity; protein binding
Source: RefSeq, a predicted model, not a curated record